GCUGCUCUCUCUCUCUCUAAAAGUCUCAAUCUACUCUCUCUCUCUAAGUCUCAAUCUACCCUUUCUCUCUCAAACUCUCAAUUGCCCUUUUUUGUUGCGCGCGUUCACUGUGCUUAAUCUCUUCCUCCCGCCUUUCUCUCUCUAACCUAAAUCUCUCUUUUCAGCUCUGGACAUUGAUCUCUCUCUUACAGUGUUAUAUUUCUUCUAUCUUUAUCUAUGGGUUUCACUCUCUACUCUUUCCCUCUCUAUACACCACAACUGAGACUCAGAGGGAAUCAACCCAUUCGGCUUUCUCUCACUAAACCAUUUCCUUGUGCUUAAAGCCCCUGUCUCUCACCUCCCUCUCUCUCUUCCCUCUCUUUACUCCCUCUCUCUCUUCCCUCUCUUUACUUCUCUCUCUAGCUCGCCCCCAAAACCUGACUGCGAGUUUAAGGCAAACGGCUCUCUCUCGCUCUAGAAACCAUAGCCCCUGAGAGAAAAAAAGAAAAUAGAGAGAGAGAGAGAGAGAGAGAGAGAGAGAGAGAGUGUGUGUGUGCCAGUCUCCAUGGAUGCUCUCGUGUACCACCCCUAUCUCCCUUCUUCAACCCUACCCUCCUCCUUACCGGACCUCAACUCCACCCCAACCCCAGUCCAUAUCAAAGAGGAACCUCAUGAAAAUCUCUUCAACUCACCGGAUAACCUCUUCACCUUGCCGGAAAACCAUUCCAUCCUUUGUAACCUAACCCUAAACAACCCAUUUCUCCCAUUGCCGAUCAAAUGUGAGCUACCUGAAAACCACCCUAUCUUUCGGGAAAGCCAAAUUGUCUCGCCUGAAAAUGACUCAAUCUUGCCUGGAAGCCAACGCAUCUUGCUGGAAAGCCAAUCUAUGUUACCGGAUAGUGACUCAAACUUGCCAGAGAACCCCUUAAGCUUGCCGGAGAGACACUCAAUAAUGCCAGAGAACCACUCAAGCUUGCCGGAAAACCAAUCAGCCUGUUUUCCUAGGGUUUUGGUUUCGGAGCAGGAAUACGAGAGGCUUUGUUCUAUAGUUAGGGUUGCAUUUGCAGACAGGAUGCGGCAGUAUUCUGAUAUGGAGGUCCUUGGCCCUGAUCUCAAGCCAGUUCUCAAAAAAGAACAGAACUUUGAUCACCUAAACAAGGUAUGGAUGAAUAAUCCCCAUUUUUCUAGCAGUAGAGUUCCUGAAUAUGGAGGUUUGGAUCCUCGGCCUGCAAGGUAUGAGCCACAUUUUCCUGAGCUCUCUUUGGUUACUUUUUCUGAAAAUGGAAUUUUGAAUGAGCUUCCAAGGAAUAAUUCACAAGCUCUAGAGCUUGUUAGGUUCUCUGAGGACCUAACCCUGCACCCUCAACCCAAUAUUCUAAGGAGAAAUUCACAAUCGUCAGUUAGGGUUUUUGAUGAUCAAGCCAACACUUUGAGGACCAAUUCACAGUCGUUAGAGCUCGUUAGAUUUUCAGAAAGCCGACCUAAGAUUCCUCGCAAGAAAACAUGCUCUUGGGAGAUUGUUAGGGUUUCAGAGGAUCAAAAUCUUUACAGUAAUGGUUCACAGUCAUUCGAGCUCGUCAAGGUUGGUGUUUCUAAUGCCAUCGACCUUCCUGAAAGUGUUUACAGGUCACAAGUAAGAACUACAAGGAUGACCUAUGAAGCCCUAAGGUUCUUUUUCAUGCAAAAAGAAGAAGAACCUAGUGACAACUGUACUCUUGCUGAAGCCAUGAGACCGAGGGCUGGUUUAAGACCCAGGUUUGAUUUGAAAGCAGCCACCACCAUGCACAACAGAGGGAUCUUUCUAAAUCGGGACCGGGUUGUAGGUUCCAUUCCUGGUAUUUCAGUGGGCGAUCUCUUCUUUUACAGGGUGGAAAUGGCUGUCUUAGGAGUACACAGGCAAAUUCAGGCUGGUAUCGAUUACAUUCCCGCAAGUAGAACUAAUACUGGAGAACCCAUUGCAACAAGCAUAAUUGCAUCAGGGGGGUAUGAAGAUGAUGAUGAUCAUGGUGAGGUUUUGGUAUAUACAGGCCAUGGAGGUAGGGACUAUGGGGUUUCAAAGCAUUCACUUCAUCAAAAACUUGAAAGGGGGAACCUUGCACUUGAAAAAAGCAGGCAUUAUGGGAUUAAUGUCAGGGUUAUCAGAGGCUUUAAGCGCAAUGACGCUCCAACUGGUAGGGUGUAUGUUUAUGAUGGGCUUUAUAGCAUUCAGAAUUCUUGGUCAGAAAUUGGAAAGUCUGGUUUUUCAGUGUAUAAGUACAGGUUAGUAAGAAUUCCCAAUCAACCGGAAAUGGGUAGCUCGGUUAUUAAGUUUGUGGAUAGUCUGAAAUCAAAUUCUUUUGUUAGACCCUGUUACUUUCAUGCACAACUUUCGAUGGGGAAAGAGAAGGUUCCUGUGAUCCUAUUUAAUGAUGUUGAUAUGGAUAGUGGGCCAUUGGGCUUCGAAUAUUUUCCUAGUCCUAUAUACCCUAUGUUUGUGUUUCAGCAGGGGGAUAGGAGAGGUGGGUGUAACUGUCUUGGUGGUUGUGUUGUGGAUUGUUCUUGUAUAUCGGUAAAUGGAAAUCGGUUUCCUUAUGAUCAUAAUGGGAUUUUAAUGAAAGGCAGGCCUUUGAUCUAUGAAUGUGGAAUGAAUUGCCGUUGCCCUCCUUCUUGUAGAAAUAGGGUUACCCAAAAGGGCGUGAAAUUUCAUUUGGAGGUGUUUAGGAAUAGGGAAAAUGGUUGGGGGGUUAGAUCAUUGGACUUGAUCCCUGCUGGUGCUUUUAUCUGUGAGAUUAGUGGUCAGAUACUUACUAGGCAGCAGGCCACUGUUGCCUCCAUGAAUGGGGCAAGUCUCAUUUAUGCAAAGCAAUUUGAAGAUAGCUGGGUAGAGUGGGGCAAUAUAUCUCAGUUUUUUCCUGAAUUGUUUGACCCAACUCACCAACUUCGUCCAGAGUUGAGUUUCGCCAUUGAUGUUUCUAGAGUGAGAAAUGUUGCUUGCUAUUUGAAUCAAAGUUGUAGCCCCAAUGUAAUGGUGCAAUGUGUGUUAUAUGAUCAUCAGAAUGCUUGUUACCCUCAUCUAAUGAUUUUCGCAAUAGAAAACAUCCCGCCUAUGAGAGAAUUGACUAUUGAUUAUGGGGUGGUAGGUGGAUGAACGGCACUAUUGUAGCAUAAUGUUUAAAAUAAGGUGGUGAGCUUUUUGGAAUUGUAGAUAGUCUUUUUGAAAUGGAUGUUGAAACUCGAAUUUGGUAGGACUUUCUGGGAACUCCUUUGAAGUUGAGAGCAUAAGUUUGAGACUCUCUGUUGGAGCAAUGUUUCUUUCUUGGUUCUGGUUCCUAGCCUGGGGUAAUGCAUGGUUUUUUUAUCACUGGUGCUUGGAUAAUUAUCCUGUCUAUUUUACUAUAGACAUCUGUGCCCUAUUCAGUUUUGCAUUGUUUUUGGUAUCAUGCAUAUGCAUUCACUGACUCAGGGAUUACUAUGAGUCUAGACAUAUCUGUGCACCCAACAUGAAUACAAAGAAAUCACAAACUUUUGUGGAUAAUUAGUGGCUGUCCUUCUUGGUGCUCACAAAAGGAGCUGUGAUUUGACAUGAUGAUUUGAGAAUUUUUCACUGGAUAUUUGUAGUCCUUUGCAUGAUGGAAAAUAGGGCUCUUUGGAGCGAUGUGAUUGAUGCCUUAAAAUAGCAAAUUGGCCAAUGAUAAGUUGAACAGAAAGAUAUUGGUGGUGACCAGAUUGUUGUUGAAGGUGUUCAAGUUGGAUUUGUAAUGAGCUCAGAAGCUAAAGUGUACCACAUAUUGCUCUUCAUUUACUUUUAUUUUAUUUUAAACCUUAUAUCCAGUACCCAAGGACUAGAUGACAUCUGAUCCAACUUACAGUUUGAGUUGUAGAAAUGUGUCUCAAUUUCAUUCAAUGAUAAUUUCACAUGUUAA
Molecule: messenger RNA, 3881 nt
Organism: Amborella trichopoda
Lineage: Eukaryota; Viridiplantae; Streptophyta; Magnoliopsida; Amborellales; Amborellaceae
Product: histone-lysine N-methyltransferase family member SUVH9
Cellular component (GO): nucleus
Molecular function (GO): zinc ion binding; double-stranded DNA binding; histone methyltransferase activity
Source: RefSeq, a predicted model, not a curated record